This is a messenger RNA of Megalopta genalis, 643 nucleotides long. RefSeq lists its product as uncharacterized. The record is from RefSeq and is a predicted model, not a curated record. Lineage: Eukaryota; Metazoa; Arthropoda; Insecta; Hymenoptera; Halictidae.
UUGCGGGGUAUUCGAAAUUUUGGCGAAAGCAAGAUGGCAUAAAGUAACUUGUCUAAACGACUAUUCGAAAUAUUAACGACGAAAUGAAAUAGAAGAAGAGCUUGAUGGUUUAACGGAAGUAUUAUUGACGGUAAUGGAAACUUGCGAUGAUGAACUAAAGAAAGAAGUUGACACGAUAAAAAAGUUAGACUCAAGGAUUAAAGUAAUUGCUGAAAUGGAAUUGGAAAAACAAAGGAUUAAUAUAUCGCGUAGCAAAUAUUCGGAAAUUGAGUCUGAAAUAAGUGUGAAAAGUAAAAUAUAUGCGACAAGAGAUGAGAUCAAGAAAAUCGAAUUGCAGAUAGCAGAUUUAGGUGGUAAACAUAUAAAGGCACUACAGGAAGAACAAGAAAACUUGUUCUCAGAAGAAGUUUUUUUAGGAAUCUCGCUGGACGAUCUGAUCCAGAAAUCGGAAGAAGCCAAAAGACAUUUAACCGAAACUAUAGAAAAAUACGACCGAAGGAGGAAAGAAAAUUCGGAGACAGAGAAGAUGAUUUAUAGCAACAUAUUGGCAGACGGAUCAGGCCUGCCAUCAGAGUGUGAGAAGAGCAACUGUCAGGCAAUGCUAAAGGAACUGAGAGAAGAAGUUUGGAAGUUUGAAAGUUGA